AUGCUUCCCAACGGCACCUUCAAGAAUCUAAACAUAGAAGACGGUUUAUUUCUGAUGAAUUCCUCCGGUAACGAAACACACAGCGAUUCGCAUGGAAGCGCAAUACUCAUCUCCUUCAUUUAUUCCGUUGUGUGUUUGGUCGGACUUUGUGGAAACUCUAUGGUCAUUUAUGUUAUAUUCAGAUAUGCGAAAAUGAAGACUGCAACGAACAUUUAUAUUCUUAACUUGGCGAUUGCGGACGAGUUACUUAUGUUGAGUGUGCCCUUCUUGGUGACAUCUUCGCUACUUCAUCACUGGCCGUUUGGUUCCCUGUUAUGCCGUCUUGUUUUAAGUGUUGAUGCGAUUAAUAUGUUUACAAGUAUUUAUUGCCUAACUGUGUUAAGUAUUGACCGAUACAUCGCUGUGGUGCAUCCCAUCAAAGCUGCCCGAUACCGGAGACCCACAAUUGCUAAAAUGGUCAACUUGGGGGUUUGGAUGUUCUCUAUCUUGGUCAUAUUGCCCAUCAUCAUAUUCUCCACCACAGCACCAAACUCGGACGGCUCAGUCGCCUGUAACAUGCAGAUGCCUGAGCCGGAAAGGCGGUGGAUGGCUGUGUUUGUUAUAUAUGCCUUUCUAAUGGGGUUUCUCUUCCCUGUCAUUGCCAUAUUAAUGUGCUACAUUCUUAUCAUAGUAAAGAUGAGAGUUGUGGCGCUGAAAGCAGGUUGGCAACAACGCAAAAAAUCAGAGCGAAAGAUCACCCUUAUGGUUAUGAUGGUAGUGACUGUGUUCGUUAUCUGCUGGAUGCCUUUUCAUAUCGUUCAGCUUGUUAACGUCUUUGUACAGCAACAUAACGCAACUCUAAGCCAGCUGGCUGUAAUUUUGGGGUAUGCCAACAGCUGCGCCAACCCCAUACUGUACGGAUUCCUAUCCGACAAUUUCAAACGCUCCUUCCAAAGGAUUUUAUGCCUACGCUGGAUGGACAAUGCGACGGAGGAGCCUAUCGAUUACUACGCUACGGCUCUUAAAAGCCGUGGAUAUAGUGUGGACGAUUUUCAACCGGACAAUAUGGAAUCGGAUAGCACUUACAGAAACGGCACCUGUACCUCGCGAACCACAACACUGUAG
Molecule: messenger RNA, 1104 nt
Organism: Chanos chanos (milkfish)
Lineage: Eukaryota; Metazoa; Chordata; Actinopteri; Gonorynchiformes; Chanidae
Gene: sstr1a
Product: somatostatin receptor 1a
Exons: 1
Coding region: 1-1104 (367 amino acids)
Biological process (GO): cellular response to estradiol stimulus; neuropeptide signaling pathway
Cellular component (GO): neuron projection; plasma membrane
Molecular function (GO): somatostatin receptor activity; neuropeptide binding
Source: RefSeq, a predicted model, not a curated record